AUGGGAAUAAUUAGUCCAUUCGAGGCCCAGAAUGUGAUUGAACGCGUUACUCAAUCAAAAUGCGUCACGCUCCAUGUCUAUACACCGCGCCAGAACCGCAACUUUCCUUCCCUGGAUAGACUGAUGCUUUACAAUGUUUCCAAAGAGCCAUGCGAGAUCGAAGUCCCCGAGACUCUCCGACUCCUGCUUAAUCUGCUCGCCGGACAGCUUUAUCUGAACUCUUAUUCGGAAUAUCAGCGACUAUGUGAGUUUUUGGGUGUAGCCUGGGAAAAAACGUCAGAAGGAUUGGUUGUUGUUGCGGACGGUUUCAUCCUCCAAGGGGGCAACAAAUCCAAAACGCCCUUCCAGCAGAGCCCUCUGAAGUUUCUGAGGAUCUUUCUGUCGGAGAUACGCAAGGAUUGUCGAGAUAUCCAUAAGACACAUCUGGGUCGGAUCGUGAAUGGUCGUCUUUUGCAUCCUUCUGAUUUCGAAGACAGUCCAGAAGAACUGGGGGUGAUGGAUGAACUACGCUGA
Molecule: messenger RNA, 513 nt
Organism: Aspergillus melleus
Lineage: Eukaryota; Fungi; Ascomycota; Eurotiomycetes; Eurotiales; Aspergillaceae
Exons: 1
Coding region: 1-513 (170 amino acids)
Source: RefSeq, a predicted model, not a curated record